GCCAAUCAGCAAGCUCCAUGCCCACUGACAUCACGAAGCAGCCAGUUCCCUCCAGCUGCAGAGAGCUUCAGUUUGUCUUCUUUUUUUUUUAAACUAAAAUGGAGGCUGGUUUCUUGCCUUAAGGAGUACAGCGCCCUUCCCGCUGGAGCCUAGAUGUUGACAUGUAAUAAGGCGGGCAGCGGGAUGGUGGUGGAUGCGGCCAGCUCCAACGGGCCUUUCCAGCCCGUGGCCCUUCUCCACAUUCGAGAUGUUCCUCCUGCGGAUCAAGAGAAGCUUUUCAUCCAGAAGCUUCGUCAAUGUUGUGUCCUCUUUGACUUUGUUUCUGACCCACUGAGUGACCUGAAGUGGAAGGAAGUAAAGCGAGCUGCAUUGAGUGAGAUGGUAGAAUAUAUCACCCACAACCGGAAUGUGAUCACAGAACCCAUUUACCCAGAGGUCGUCCACAUGUUUGCAGUUAACAUGUUUCGAACCUUGCCACCUUCCUCCAAUCCUACGGGAGCAGAAUUCGACCCAGAAGAAGAUGAACCAACGUUAGAAGCAGCCUGGCCUCAUCUGCAGCUUGUUUAUGAAUUUUUCUUAAGAUUUUUAGAGUCUCCAGAUUUCCAGCCCAAUAUAGCAAAGAAAUAUAUUGAUCAGAAGUUUGUAUUACAGCUUCUAGAACUCUUUGACAGCGAGGAUCCUCGGGAGAGAGAUUUUCUAAAAACUACCCUUCACAGAAUCUAUGGGAAGUUCUUAGGUCUGCGUGCUUACAUCAGGAAACAGAUAAAUAAUAUAUUUUAUAGGUUUAUUUAUGAGACAGAGCAUCACAAUGGCAUAGCAGAAUUACUGGAAAUACUGGGAAGUAUAAUUAAUGGAUUUGCCUUACCACUAAAGGAAGAGCACAAGAUUUUCCUGUUAAAGGUGUUGCUGCCCUUGCACAAAGUGAAAUCUCUGAGUGUCUACCAUCCCCAGCUGGCGUACUGCGUUGUGCAGUUUUUGGAGAAGGACAGCACCCUCACUGAACCAGUGGUAAUGGCUCUUCUCAAAUACUGGCCAAAGACUCACAGUCCAAAAGAAGUAAUGUUCUUAAAUGAAUUAGAAGAAAUUCUAGAUGUAAUUGAACCAUCAGAAUUUGUGAAGAUCAUGGAGCCUCUUUUUCGACAGUUAGCCAAGUGUGUUUCCAGCCCUCACUUCCAGGUGGCCGAGCGGGCGCUGUAUUACUGGAACAAUGAGUAUAUCAUGAGUUUAAUUAGUGACAACGCAGCGAAGAUCCUGCCCAUCAUGUUUCCAUCCCUGUACCGCAACUCGAAGACCCACUGGAACAAGACAAUACACGGCUUGAUAUACAACGCCCUGAAACUCUUCAUGGAGAUGAACCAAAAACUCUUUGAUGACUGUACCCAGCAGUUCAAAGCAGAGAAACUGAAAGAGAAGCUAAAAAUGAAAGAGCGAGAAGAAGCAUGGGUUAAAAUAGAAAAUCUAGCCAAAGCGAAUCCCCAGUAUGCAGUGUAUAGUCAAGCCAGCGCCAUGAGCAUUCCGGUGGCAAUGGAGACAGAUGGGCCUCAGUUUGAAGAUGUGCAGAUGCUGAGAAAGACAGUGAGCGACGAGACUCGUCAGGUAAAAGUUGGUCGGGAGAAAAGCAGUGUCUACCACGCAAGUCAGGAAGGUGUAGAGACGGAAGGCAGGCAGCAGGCACAGAAAGAUCCGAAGAAGGACCGUCCCCUUGUGCGCCGCAAGUCCGAGCUGCCUCAGGACCCCCACACCGAGAAAGCCUUGGAGGCUCACUGCAGAGCCAGUGAGCUGCUCUCCCAGGAUGGGCGCUAGCCUGUGGAGCAGCACGUCCGAGUUGGGCCUGUCAGUUCUCUUCUGGAUGCUGUAGAAAAGCUGUACUGUUUGUGCCAUACCAAUCAGCUACUCUCAAAGUCAAAGCUCCCUCCGACCCAUUCUGUGGGCAGUAAUGUUCAGCUGCCUCAGCUUGAGAUAGGAGUUCAAACAAUGGUGGCUUCUCUGGCCCUGCUGGCUAAGCCAGGGGUUGAUGACAGUGUUGUCACCAUGAUGUCACCUCCCCAGCCUAGCCCUGAGUAAGACUGUGUCCCAAAGUCAGAGCUGUAGGAAAGCACCCUAGUUGUCUUCUCGUCUCACCCAAGUGGACCCUGUGCGCCUGCGAAGUAGGUAGUUCUAUGGUAACACCAUGGUUUUCAAAUCAAAGGAACACUUUAGAAGGCAUCGCCUCCUUUUUUAAGGCUUUACAACCUUUGACACAUUUCCACAAUUUACUGUUCCAACAGCUAGUGUUUGUUGGUUAAACCUCAUAGAAAUGGCUCUUUGCUUUCACAUUCUAUCUGCCUACUAGGCAAAUAGCCGACAUCCUCAGCGCUGGGACCUCCCAAGGUGUUUCUUUCCUUUGAUGAAUGGCAUACACACUGUGUCAUGCUCCCCUUCAUGUCUACCGAAAGCCAUAUUUCCUAGUCUGUGGUAGAGGCCAGGGUUCCACCUAAGCUCAGAGAGGCAAGCUCUGAGAAGUGCUUUCUCAGUUCACCUUGACUAGAAUCACAGUGUUGGAAUUAUGUGUUCAUAUUAAUUUACAGAAUCAGUUUUUCAUCUAGUUACACAUUAUCCUUCAACAAGGCUUUUGAAUUGAUAAAAUUGUCGGAUCUAAGAAUUCCACAUUGGUAGAACAUGACAAUAAUUAAGCCACUUGGCCUACUGCAAACUGCAUCCGCCUUUGGGCGUUGUGCAGGCUGUGCUGUUAGGGUGCCCUCGGUGAGCCUUUCUGUUAAAAAAGCACACAUUACCAAACUCAUAAGGAAAAGUGCAACGUCUGUGUUUCUGCCCAUCUACACAUGCUGCUACAGGCUUCCCAGACUUCUUGCAUGGAUUAAGCUUCUGUUUUAGGUGGAAUAGCACGAGGAGAAAAAUCCUUAAACUUAGCGCUUUGUCUGUUCUUUAUUUCUCUCAGGGUGGCCAGUAUUUUACUAUCCUGCUUGAAAGCUAUGUGAGCUGUGUACCGCUACUCUGAACAGUGGCUACUUUCUUGUGUCUCUGCAUAAAAAUGACUUAGUGUUAAAUGUCUUGAUGCAUAAGAGGUAACACGUGGCUUCUUUUAAAAUCUGUUUUUUUAAUUGUGGUCUCGGGUAUCCAUGGGGAAAAAAAAAAGAGAUUGCUCUCAUGUGGCCAUAGAACCUGUCCUGGGUCUCCUUGGCUCGCUGCUGAUGCUCACUCGACACAGCAGGAAAGGCAGGCAUCUGCAGGGAGGGGAGAGCCUGCCGGACACAAAACGGAAAGGUGGCCCCAGCUGUAGGUGGACAGGCUGGUUGCUUGGGUGAGAAGAACACUUCCUGAGAAACUUGACAAGUAUCUAUCCACUUUACCAUUAUGAAAUCUAUCAUUUAAAAUAAAAAGUUGAGAUGCCUUCUCCUUUUGAGGGAAAAAGGGUGCUUUUAUUGUCUAAAGCAGUGUCUAUGUAUUUUGAACCCCAUUGUUUGAACUCUCGUCUUUAGCUGGUAGAGUCUCAGAUGGCCCCGAUGUGGGGUGUUCCAUAUGUGGGGAGAGGUCCCGGGAGACUCUUGCCCUGCGUGGAACGCAAGCUAUCAGCGUCCGGGUGAUUGUUCAAAGCUCAGCACAGAAGAACAUCAGCUGGUCUAGGUUUAUUUCUGCUCUUUAUUGAAGACAGACUUCACCAAUAAGGAAGGGAAAAAAAGCAUUUUAAGAGAAACUAAUUUUCUUUGACAAAAGUAUUACUCAAUAUUUUGGCCUAUUAAAGUUUCCCUAGUUAGUACUUGGGUUCCCUGUGCUAAUUGCUCAACUUAUAUAUUGUUAUAGAGACACUGUUGGUUCUGUACCAAACUGGUUUCAAAAAAAAGUACCACGUUGAAAAUAAAUGGACGACUGUUUUUCUUCCUAAGACUCUAAGUUUGGCACCUUCACUCUUUCCAAAUUGUAUCUGUGCGCCAGAGAUGUCACAGUUCCAAGUGUCUUUCUAGUGUGGCUUUGUAUGGCUUCCUUUGAACAUUGUACAUACAUUGUAUCUUUGUUUUAUGGUAAUAAGUAAUAAAAAUGUAGACUUCGUAUUUUGUACAAAAUGUCCUAUGUACAGAAUUUAAAAAAGUUCAUAGAAACAGCAAAAAUAGGUAAGUGGCACAGUUAUUUUUCUUUAGAAAAUAUCUGUAACUUUAUGCGUUAGUGAAAUGUUAAGUACCAACAUAUUUUUUAACAUUUUGUAAUUCAAAACUUUUUUUGUUUUGACAUUGUUUAUGAAGAAAGACUUCAUGCACUUGCCAUUUAAUAUGCUCUUUUAUCUGAUUUUAAAGACCUCUUUAAAAUGGUGUAUUAUAUGGACUAAAUAAAGAACAUGUGAAUUUUAUCGUU
Messenger RNA from Microtus ochrogaster (prairie vole), 4347 nucleotides. It is a transcript of the gene Ppp2r5c, whose product is annotated as protein phosphatase 2 regulatory subunit B'gamma. Gene Ontology annotation, cellular component: nucleus; cytosol; protein phosphatase type 2A complex. The record is from RefSeq and is a predicted model, not a curated record. NCBI's taxonomy places the organism in Eukaryota, Metazoa, Chordata, Mammalia, Rodentia, Cricetidae. Gene Ontology annotation, biological process: signal transduction; protein dephosphorylation. Gene Ontology annotation, molecular function: protein phosphatase activator activity.